GCGUGCUCAGAAUUUGCACACGGUCGUGCGUAGAUUUUCCGAUCCCAGAGAUGUUUAUUGGUCGGUUGUGCCCCGGAGUUUGACGUCGCGCCCUUGAACACGGCUACUUGUAUGAUCGGUUAAAGUCUAUUCUGAAUGGAUCGAGAUCGAUAACGAUGAUCAACGCGUUGUUCAGAUUGUAAAGUGACCUCGUGAAGCACAUUAGAAAAUCAGUGACGAGGUGGACUGAGUAGUGAAAACGAGAGGAAGGUCGCGAUGCAGAACGCGUCUCGGUUUCAGGCUCGGAAACGUCAACAUCACGACAAGUCGCACAGGGCUGGAUAUGAAGCUGUCUGACGAGGCACUUUGUUGACGCCGCCUCUGGUUAGGAAGCCAGGACUCUCCUGGCGACACGAAAACCGUGACUAUGGCGAUCGCCACCAACAUGCACAGACGUGGAAACAAUGUAGGAUCCUCUGACACGAUGGAAGAACGAAAAGUAAAGUCAGACUCGGCUCCGAAGCACGAUGACCUUGACGGCUUGAGGGCCGAGUACCUCGAGGCUCUGGAGGAAACCCGUGCAGCGCAGCGCCGGUACAAGAUUGCCGCCUCAACGGCCUGCCGGGCGCAAACUGGAACGGAAGAGGACGCCAGUCACAUUACGCCAACGGACGGUGGCAGCGAUGCUGAAGGUCCAGCGGCACUGCUCGCGCGGCAUGUUGAGUUGCGCCGUCUACGAGAAAAGCAUGCCUCGCUCGUCGCGUUGGCAGACGGACUGGAAAGCGCGAAAUCUUCGGGAGCAGUCGCGCCAUUUGAUGCUGGAGUACCUAUAAAGUCUGUCAACGUGGUGAAGACACGCUCGGAGGCCGGAAAAGGUAUGGCAAUCCUGGAAGACAACCUGGCGCGAUCUAUGCAGGCUCUCGAAAUGGCGGUCGUACAGGCACAUCAGGAAGCGAUGAGGGAGAAAGCGAAAGUUGAAGAAGUCAAGAGCCGGACUGGCGCGAUUCAUCCGACGGCCCAGCAACAUGUUCAAUCGAUGUUGGCGACGAGACGGGUCUUGACGGCGUGGCUGGAGGAGGGUUUAGAGCUGUGUCAGGGACGGGAGACGCAUGCGGAGAGUGAGACAGUGGAAUAUGAGGAUCGAGAUACAGUCACGGAUCCGAUGAUCGUUGAGGAGUACGAGCGGUACUUGAAGGCACGGAAAAGGGUUCUUGAUGCUGUACAGGCACUGAGCAAGCCGGUGCAUGUGCACUCCGGUCAGCACCUGGACGGCAGUCACGAGUUGGUGGCGCCCACAGCCUCGCCUUCAAUGAUGCGAGGCGAUGAAGUGGAGGCGAACGGUCUGCUCAAUACGGUUGAGAAGGCUUUGCUCCCAACGCUGCAACGACAGAGGACCGCCCAGGCUCACAUUUUGUUUGCGACGGAGCAAAUUGAUGAUGAGAUGGCCAAGACGAUCAACACGUUAGACAGGCUUGGUGACGAGAGCCAGCUUCUGCAGGCCUUUCCGAUCCUUGCGCGAUCAGGAAGGUUUCAACAUGCUGCAUCCGUGCUUGGAAAGAGAGCGUAUAACGAGGACGAAACGAAAGACGGGAUAUCAAAGCGGAUGGAACCUUGGAUGUUUGCGGCUAAUGCGGCGGAUGUGGCUUUAUCUGAUGCUCUGGAGAAAGCGCUGGGCGAAGGAAGGCAGGCGAUGGAAUCUGUUUCGAAGAGCCUUGCCGAAAUACGACUACUGAAGGAUGCUGGCUGUGAUCACAAUUUUGUGCUAUAAGUACAAUUUCUGGUUUACUGCUCCUCGUUCUGAGCGAAGAAAAAGUUGGCUCCAACGACUGUCAGGCCGUUCUCAUCGGCCCAAUCUCUGACACCAUGGCGCUUCUUGCCAUAUCCCCAGUGUGGUCUU
Exophiala viscosa is the source of this 1876-nucleotide messenger RNA. RefSeq lists its product as uncharacterized. The coding region runs from base 407 to 1747 and encodes 446 amino acids. The transcript has a single exon. Lineage: Eukaryota; Fungi; Ascomycota; Eurotiomycetes; Chaetothyriales; Herpotrichiellaceae. The record is from RefSeq and is a predicted model, not a curated record.